AUGGGCAUCUUUGACACGUAUUGUGCCAUCUGCGGCUGCUCUCUGGAGGGGGCUACCAUAGGCUCCAACACCCCCUCGGCUUUAAUCUGGCGGCACGCCAGAGUUGCCCGGAAACGCCAAGAACGUGGGUCCGGCGAGUUUGGUCCGGAGACCUACAGUGAUGAAGAAGAGGUGGAGGAAUAUGGGGACGAUGCAGUGGACGAGGUGUGGUAUCCGGAGGACGAGGGCCGCAGCUACGACCCGACACUCGUCACCUUGGAAAGCAUCAGAUGGCUCGAAGAAGGUUACUGUCUGGCGGUCAACCCACAAGCGCCCGGUGGCCCUGCACAUCUGUCCUGCGCAAUGUCUGAGCUUGUCAUGCACUACCGCUCAUCCCUGGAACUCGACUACGGUGAGAUUAGUGGCAACGAGCAAACCUGGGAGUCGAUUGCCGGGGAAGAGGUGAGCCCACCCGGACAGAAAUCCCCCGGGGUUUUCCUCGCAAAGGUUUCUAUAACUGACCGCCCGUUACGAAAGUUCUCCGUAACGAGCCCUAGCACAACGCCCGAGAUUACCAACUUACUAGCACGCUGCCUGGCCGAUGACCGGUUCCAGAUGCGGCCUGAUGCUCUCAAAAUCGAUCGUAAAAUACGAGUGCAAGACCCGUUCGCGGUGCUGCCGGCCGAGAUACUGCACAAUAUAGUCCGCUUCCUAUCCGGAGACGCCUUGAUUUCCCUGCGAAGGGCGUCCUGGGCGGUUUUCUGCAUGACCCGUCACAACUCGUUCUGGAAGCGGUUCCUCAAGCACGAGAUGGCUUGGCUGACCGAACUGCGCCUCCUUGAUGAUCCGCGACCUGACCCCGAGCCGAGCUACAGAGCCCUAUACCUGUGGCUGGACAAGGCAACAGCUCCGAGGUACGGUGUGGAGGGCCCCUUCAUGGCUCUUGCAAAUAGAAGACGCAUCUGGAGUGUUUGCGAGCAGCUUGCCCCUCAUUACUUCCGCCAGCUCCAAGUUCCACGACAACAGCCCGAUUAUCAUAUGCUUCAAGAGGCCACCUGCCGCCAUCUUGCAAUGAUAUCUGGCCUCAGCCAAUCGCAGAGUCAGUCGUGGGAUGCCCAAAGAACUCUAUUUGCGUACUCACAGGACGAGAUGAAGAACAAAUUGUUUUUCUUCAGUGCAUACUGGGCGGAAGGCUAUCGUUUGGUUGGGUUAUCUGUCGUAGUCCGGAAGCAGAAGCGCACGUUUGGUCUCACUGACGACAACAUGCCCCAUCUCACUAGGACGACCAUGGGUCUCGCCGUGGGUGAGUUUAUCACGGCCAUCGUCUUGACCGUUGAAACGACGGACCCAAACGAACCCGCAACCGCUUCGCCCUACGUCGUCAGAAUGAAGGUGCGUGGACGUCUUCACCCCGAGCCUGCUAAAUCUUCCGACAAUGAGGUUUCGUCACUCCGGCUAUUCCCUUCCAUUCAUUAA
This is a messenger RNA of Chaetomium globosum CBS 148.51, 1455 nucleotides long. RefSeq lists its product as uncharacterized. The record is from RefSeq and is a predicted model, not a curated record. Bases 1 to 1455 code for a protein of 484 amino acids. Gene Ontology annotation, molecular function: protein binding. Lineage: Eukaryota; Fungi; Ascomycota; Sordariomycetes; Sordariales; Chaetomiaceae. The transcript has 3 exons.